AUGGGGCAGCAGGACGAGGAGGCCCAUGGGAAACCAGUCAAAUACGACCCUUCCUUCCGAGGCCCCAUCAAGAACAGGGGCUGCACAGACAUCAUCUGCUGUGUCCUCUUCCUGGUCUUCAUUUUGGGUUACAUUGUAGUGGGCCUUGUAGCCUGGGUGUAUGGGGACCCCAGACAAGUCCUCUAUCCUAGGAACUCCACCGGGGCCUACUGUGGGCAAGGGGAGAACAAAGACAAACCAUAUCUACUAUACUUCAACAUCUUCAGCUGCAUCCUGUCUACCAAUGUCAUCACAGUUGCCACAAAUGGUCUGCAAUGCCCCACACCUCAGGUGUGCGUGUCCUCCUGCCCAGAGUCCCCAUGGACAGUGGAUAAACAGCAGCUCUCCCAGACAGUUGGGGAGGUCUUCUAUGCCACAAAUCGAAACUUCUGUCAGCCAGGAGUAUCCCCAGAGAUGAAAGUGCUCAAAAGCCUGGAGCAAGAGCUCUGCCCUAGUUUCCUCCUCCCCUCCAGUCCAGCUCUGGGGCGCUGUUUUCCAUUGUCCAACAAUACCCUACCUGAACUCCCAGGGAUCUCUGGUAACAUCUCCCAGAGCAUCAGUGGUCUCCUUGACAGCCUCAAUGCCCGAGACAUCAGCGUAAAGAUCUUUGAAGAUCUUGCCCAAUCCUGGUAUUGGAUUCUUAUAUGCCUCGCUAUAUCUCUGGUCCUGAGCUUGCUGUUUAUCCUGCUUCUGCGCCUGGUGGCCGGGCCCCUGGUGCUGGUGCUGAUCGUGGGUGUGCUUGGCGUGCUGGCCUAUGGCAUCUACCACUGCUGGGAGGAGUACCGCGUGCUGAGAGACAGGGGCGCCUCCAUCUCCCAGCUGGGCUUCACCACCGACCUCAGCGCCUACCGCAGCGUGCAGGAGACCUGGCUGGCUGCCCUGAUCAUACUUGCAGUGCUUGAAGGCAUCCUGCUACUGAUGCUCAUCUUUCUGAGGCAGCGGAUUCGCAUCGCCAUCGCUCUCCUGCAGGAGGCCAGCAGGGCUGUGGGACACAUGAUGUCCACCUUGUUCUACCCACUGGUCACCUUCGUCCUCCUGCUCAUCUGCAUUGUCUACUGGGCCAUGAUGGCUCUGUACCUGGCCACGUCAGGGCAGCCCCAGUAUGUCUUGUGGGCACCCAAUACAAGCUGGCCAGGCUGUGAGAACGUGUCAAUAAAUGCGUCGUGUGACCCCAUGAAUCCAUCAAAAACCUCAUGUCCAGGGGAGAUGUGUGUCUUCCAAAGCUACUCCUCCACAGGCCUAGUACAGCGCACUCUCUUCAACCUGCAAAUCUACGGAGUCCUCGGCCUCUUCUGGACUGUCAACUGGGUGUUAGCCCUGGGCGAGUGUGUCCUGGCUGGAGCCUUUGCCUCCUUCUACUGGGCCUUCCACAAGCCCCGGGACAUCCCCACCUUCCCCCUGAGUGCUGCCUUCAUCCGCACACUCCGUUACCACACUGGAUCGCUGGCUUUUGGAUCGCUCAUCCUAACCCUCGUGCAGAUAGCCCGGGUCAUUCUGGAGUACAUUGAUCACAAGCUGAGGGGAGCCCAGAAUCCUGUGGCUCGCUGCAUCAUGUGUUGCUUCAAGUGCUGCCUCUGGUGUCUAGAGAAGUUCAUCAAGUUCCUAAAUCGCAAUGCAUACAUCAUGAUUGCCAUCUACGGGAAGAAUUUCUGUGUCUCAGCCAAAAAUGCCUUCAUGCUGCUCAUGCGGAACAUCGUCAGGGUGGUUGUCCUGGAUAAAGUCACAGACCUGCUGCUGUUCUUCGGGAAGCUCCUGGUGGUUGGAGGCGUCGGGGUCCUGUCCUUUUUCUUUUUCUCUGGUCGCAUCCAGGGGCUGGGUAAGGACUUCGAGAACCCCUCCCUCAACUAUUACUGGCUGCCCAUCAUGAUCUCCAUCCUGGGGGCCUACAUCAUUGCCAGUGGCUUCUUCAGUGUUUUUGGCAUGUGUGUAGACACACUCUUCUUAUGUUUCUUGGAAGACCUGGAACGGAACGAUGGCUCUCCGGAUCGACCUUACUACAUGUCCAAAGGCCUUCUGCAGAUUCUGGGCAAGAAAAACAAGGCGCCCCCAGGAGACAAGAAGAGGAAGAAGUGA
Elephantulus edwardii (Cape elephant shrew) is the source of this 2112-nucleotide messenger RNA. It is a transcript of the gene SLC44A4, whose product is annotated as solute carrier family 44, member 4. NCBI's taxonomy places the organism in Eukaryota, Metazoa, Chordata, Mammalia, Macroscelidea, Macroscelididae. The record is from RefSeq and is a predicted model, not a curated record. Gene Ontology annotation, biological process: thiamine pyrophosphate transmembrane transport; choline transport. The coding region runs from base 1 to 2112 and encodes 703 amino acids. Gene Ontology annotation, molecular function: thiamine pyrophosphate transmembrane transporter activity. The transcript has 21 exons. Gene Ontology annotation, cellular component: plasma membrane.